UUUGAUAAUUGCUCAGCACACAUGUUCGCAGACGACCUGUGUGCCAUGCGCGCGGGUACGGACCUCGCGGAGACCUGCCGGCUCGUACAGACUGAUAUAGAUGCAUUAGUCAAAUGGUCACAUGACAAUGGAAUAGUCUUAAAUACUGAUAAAACUAAGCUUUUAAUCGUACACUCACCAUACCUAUUCCAACCUCUCAGUCAAACAUAUUCCAUGUUCACCCACACUUUUGAAUGCAUCCAUAAUAAAUUUAAAACUUGUAUUUGUAAACCGAUUGAACGCGUGAAAACUGUUACAUAUCUGGGCAUGAGGGUGGAUGAACAUUUUUCUUGGACUAACUACACAUAUAGACUAUUAUAG
Messenger RNA from Colias croceus (clouded yellow), 360 nucleotides. RefSeq lists its product as uncharacterized. The record is from RefSeq and is a predicted model, not a curated record. The annotation marks the transcript as partial. NCBI's taxonomy places the organism in Eukaryota, Metazoa, Arthropoda, Insecta, Lepidoptera, Pieridae. The transcript is spliced from 2 exons.